ACCCACGGCUUCAUCUAUCUGGCAACGUCAAUUGCAACACGUCACCUGCCGCUGCAAAAAAAAAUGUAAUUUUUAUUGUUUACGUUUCCGAUUCGUGUUUUUUGCGUGUUAUUUGUAAUUAAGAUGAAGUUUGCCGACGUUCUGCGUCGUUUGGACGCCUAUCCACGUACCUUAGACGAUUUUAGUGUGCGCACAGUGGGAGGCGCUGCAGUCACAAUCAUCAGUACCAGCAUAAUCAGCUUACUGAUAUUCCUCGAAUUUCUCAACUAUAUGCAACCCACCAUGAAUGAAGAACUGUUUGUGGAUACCACGAGGGGUCACAAGUUGCGAAUCAAUCUAGACGUAACCCUUCAUAAUCUGGCCUGCAAUUAUAUAUCACUAGAUGCUAUGGAUUCCUCGGGGGAUACCCAUUUAAGGGUGGAUCAUGAUGUCUUCAAGCACCGGUUGGAUCUCAAGGGAGAGCCUCUCAAGGAGACGCCCAUCAAGGAAAUUGUUGCUGUCUCUCCGCCCAAUAAGAACGUCACUUGUGGCAGUUGCUACGGAGCGGAACACAAUGCCACCCACUGCUGCAACACGUGCGAAGAAGUGCUCGACGCCUACAGGCUGCGCAAGUGGAACGUGCAAGUGGACAAGAUCGAGCAGUGCAAGGGAAAAUACAAACGCACCGACGAGGACGCAUUCAAAGAGGGCUGUCGCAUUCAGGGCCACCUGGAGGUUAACCGCAUGGCCGGCAGUUUCCAUUUUGCGCCCGGCAAGAGCUUCUCCAUCCGCCAGUUCCACAUUCACGAUUUCCAAUUCAGCAAUGUUAAACUGUCGCACACAAUCAAUCAUCUUUCUUUUGGAGAGAAGAUAGAGUUCGCCAAAACGCAUCCUUUGGAUGGACUGAGAGUAGACGUGACUGACUCCAAAAGUGAAAUGUUCAACUACUAUUUAAAAAUCGUACCUACCUUAUAUAUGCGGGGAAGCAAUGGUCAGCCCAUACACACGAAUCAGUUCUCGGUUACGCGAUACCGAAAAGAUCUCUCGGACCGAGAGCGAGGAAUGCCGGGCAUAUUCUUCAACUACGAACUCUCGCCGCUGAUGGUCAAAUAUGCGGAAAAACACAAUUCAUUUGGCCACUUUGCCACGAAUUGCUGUUCCAUCAUUGGCGGCGUCUUUACGGUGGCCGGCAUUCUGGCUGUCCUGCUAAACAACUCCUGGGAAGCCAUUCAGCGCAAACUGGAAGUGGGCAAGCUCAGCUAACAACAAUUGGAAUCUCUUGUGCAGCUUCAUUGCAGCUUUACUACGCCUAUCUCAUACAUUCGACAAAUCUCCAAAUAAAAGUGCUUAAUUUUAUAGAAAAUGAAAA
This is a messenger RNA of Drosophila ficusphila, 1348 nucleotides long. RefSeq names its product endoplasmic reticulum-Golgi intermediate compartment protein 3. The transcript has 5 exons. Bases 124 to 1242 code for a protein of 372 amino acids. Gene Ontology annotation, cellular component: Golgi membrane; endoplasmic reticulum; COPII-coated ER to Golgi transport vesicle. Gene Ontology annotation, biological process: retrograde vesicle-mediated transport, Golgi to endoplasmic reticulum; endoplasmic reticulum to Golgi vesicle-mediated transport. The record is from RefSeq and is a predicted model, not a curated record. NCBI's taxonomy places the organism in Eukaryota, Metazoa, Arthropoda, Insecta, Diptera, Drosophilidae.